This is a messenger RNA of Juglans regia (Persian walnut), 1612 nucleotides long. RefSeq names its product F-box only protein 13. The transcript has 2 exons. Bases 155 to 1387 code for a protein of 410 amino acids. NCBI's taxonomy places the organism in Eukaryota, Viridiplantae, Streptophyta, Magnoliopsida, Fagales, Juglandaceae. Gene Ontology annotation, molecular function: protein binding. The record is from RefSeq and is a predicted model, not a curated record.
UCUCUUUUUCUUUUUGGUUGGACAGUGAUGUCCCUCCCACCUUAAAAAGGCCAAAGACCCACCAAACUCUAUCCAUUCUCACCCUCACUUGGUUUUUUUUUUCCGUUCACUUGGCAGCUAGAGUAGCAGUUAUCCUCCCACAAAUUUACAUUCGAUGGAGCAUGAUGAUUGCAAGCCUUUAAGAACUUCUGGGAAGAGGAAGCCACAAGAAGAAGAUGCUAUCUUAAGCUUCUCUAUGGACGAUCUCAAUCAAGACAUUCUAGAAAGGGUCCUUUCACGGCUUCCAACAUCUACGUUUUUUGGUCUUAAUUCAGUGUGCAAAAGAUGGAAAUCCGUUGCGGCUUCUGCAAGUUUUAAGCUUGCCUGCUCACACAUUCCUUCGAGGGAUCCAUGGUUUUACGUGGUCAAUCCCCAUGUCAACCAAUCAAUUGUAUUUGACUCUUCUGAUAGAACUUGGAAGAAGCUUAAUCAUCCAGCUCUCCUCCAAAAAGACUCAAACCAAAACUCCAUGCCUGUUGCAGCCUCUGGUGGCUUGAUUUGUUUCCGUAAUUUAACUGGCAACUUCAUUAUAUGCAAUCUUGUGACAGGAUCCUGCAGAGAACUCCCUCCACUGGGUCCAACCCAACGAAAUCAAAAUCUUCACGCCAUUGUGAUGAAUACAGCUUCAAAAUACCAAGGCUCUUACAAGCUUGUGUUAGUUUGUGGCGAACUUCCAAAACUCUCAUGCAUAGUCUACGACUCGAGCACUGGUUGCUGGGAGGGGGAUAUUGCAUUACAUGGAAAGAUCGAUGAUUCUCUGGGAUUUGAAUCAAAUGAUGACAGUGCUGUGUAUUAUCUAAACAAGGCUGGAAAUGUAGUGGCGACUAACAUGCAGCGAAGCCCAUCUAAGCAAUACUCAUCAGUUAUUACUUGUAAAGAUGGAGAGGAGAUUGUCUAUUUCCUUAACUCCUCUGGGAAGGUUGUCUCUUGCAAUCUGACCCUCAAGUGCUUCUCUGAGUUUCCCAGGUUAUUGCCGGUUUACUCCGAGUAUUCCAUUGAUAUGGUUGAAUGUGAAGGCGAGAUGCUAGUUGUUAUGCUGUCAGAAUUCCUUGAAAGUGCAAGCUUAAGGGUGUGGAGGUAUGAUGAGGAUUUGUGUGCUUGGAACCAGAUUGCAGCAAUGCCUCCUGCAAUGUCGCAUGAAUGGUUUGGCAAGAAGGUGGAUAUAAACUGUGUUGGGGCUGGUCGCCAGAUCUUGAUAUGCUUAAACUCUGUUGAGCUGUUUAGUUAUGUUCUUUGUGAUCUGGUCACCAAUGAAUGGAUCGAGUUGCCCAAAUGUUAUAUGAAUGGUGAAGCCAUAGAGUUCAUGUCUGCCUUCUCAUUCGAGCCCAGGAUCGAGGCUUCUGUAUGAGAACAAAAUCAUUUGGGGUGAAUAGAUGAUCAAUUGAGGAUUUGAAAAAUGUUUUCUCUAGUUUUGAGAAUUUCGUUUUUUAUUUUUAUUUUUUUCUGUUGUAUAUUUUUUAGCAUAAUUUUUUCGGGAUUUAGUGUAGCAAAUUAGGCCAUCAGAAAGUUUGUCAUGGAAACUAGCUAGAUUUGUUGAUGAUAUAUUGUGAUAUGAUUUCUUUUAUGGGCGUCU